Messenger RNA from Papaver somniferum (opium poppy), 2032 nucleotides. RefSeq names its product ATP-dependent zinc metalloprotease FTSH 5, mitochondrial-like. Bases 1 to 1620 code for a protein of 539 amino acids. Gene Ontology annotation, cellular component: chloroplast thylakoid. The record is from RefSeq and is a predicted model, not a curated record. Gene Ontology annotation, molecular function: metalloendopeptidase activity; ATP hydrolysis activity; ATP binding. The transcript has 5 exons. Gene Ontology annotation, biological process: proteolysis. NCBI's taxonomy places the organism in Eukaryota, Viridiplantae, Streptophyta, Magnoliopsida, Ranunculales, Papaveraceae.
AUGAAGAAGAAGGGGAUAAACAAGCAUAUUAAGAGAGUGAUAGUGGGGGUGCUGGCCCCCAUCAUUGUUUUUGAUGUUUUCAUUUUAGUCCUCUUUCUAAUUCCUGAUGAUUAUCUAGGAGAUGACCUUAGAAGUUUUCGUCAAGGGGUUGAGGCCGAGUUUGAUUCAAUUACUGGUGGCAGAUUCAAUCGAGUACGCGGUUCAGAAGGUCUGAAGGAUGCUGAAGGAGUUACUCGAGUACGUGAUUCAGAAGGUGAAGCUGAUGCUACUACAUUGCUAGAAGAUGCUGAAAGUGUUAUAAGAUUGUUUGAAAAUCAUACUGAACAGCAUUCUAACUCAACAGCAUUUGUUGAUAAUGUGAAAGCCUUGGUGAAAGUUGGUAGGCUUGAGGACAGUGAAUUGUUUAAGACUGUACUGCAAAAAGGUACAUCCAGUGCCUCAAUGGAGCAAGACCCAGUUUAUCUUGGAACUGCUAGGGCUCCUUUUCACAUGGUGAUGGUAGACCAAGGGAUAUCCAAAGAGCAGUUAUUUGGUGCUUUCAUAACCAUUAUACUGGCAAUCCUCCUUCUUAGAGCAAUUUUUGGAAAAGGAAAUAUUCUUAAAGUGUUUGGAUUAAGUCAGGAGAUCCAACCCACCACGUCCACUACGAAAUUUAGUGAUGUUAAGGGAGUUGAUGAGGCCAAAGCGGACCUUGAAGAAAUUGUCCUUUAUCUUCGUGAUCCUAAGCGGUUCACAAGUCUAGGAGGUAAGCUCCCAAAGGGAGUGUUGCUUUCUGGUCCACCUGGGACAGGUAAAACCAUGUUAGCAAGAGCCAUUGCUGGAGAAGCAGGAGUACCAGUCUUUAUCAAAAGCGGGAGUGACUUUGAGGAAAUGCUUGUUGGUGUGGGAGCAAGAAGAGUGAGGGAUCUAUUUGCUGCAGCAAAGAAGCGGUCUCCAUGUAUUAUUUUCAUUGAUGAGAUAGAUACAUUUGGAGCGCGCCGUGACUCCAAAGAUCUGAAUCGUUCACAGACUACCCUGAAUCAGUUUCUUGUCGAGCUUGAUGGAUUUAAACAAAAUGAUGGCGUUAUUGUGAUUGCUGCAACCAACUUCCCCGACUCUUUGGAUAAAGCACUUAUUAGACCUGGACGCUUUGACCGUAACAUUGUUGUUCCAAAUCCAGAUGUUGAAGGACGGAGACAGAUAAUGGAAUCUCACAUGUCUAAGGUUCUCAAAGGUGGAGAUGUUGAUCUAACUAUUAUUGCCAAAGGAACACCUGGGUUCUCAGGUGCAGAUCUUGCAAAUAUGGUGAACGUCGCAGCUCUCAAAGCCGCCAAGGAUGGUGCUAAAGCAGUGAGCAUGACUGACUUAGAAUAUGCAAAGGAUAAGAUUAUAAUGGGUAGCGAACGCAAAUCAGCUGUGAUUUCUGACGAAACUCGAAAACUAGCAGCUUUUCAUGAAGGUGGUCAUGCUUUAGUAGCCAUCCACACAGAUGGAGCUCAUCCAGUUCACAAGGCAACAAUAGUUCCACGAGGAACGUCUGCCGGAAUGGUAACUCAAUUGCCCGACAAAGAUGAGACUACUGUUUCUCGCAAGCAAAUGCUUGCUAGAUUAGAUGUUUGCAUGGGUGGGCGAGUAGCGUAGGAACUUAUAUUUGGAGUAAAUGAAGUCACUGCAGGUGCAUAUUCAGAUUUCCAACAAGCAACAUCGUUAGCCAGAAUGAUGGUCACAAAAUAUGGAAUGAGCAAACAAGUUGGGCUCGUCACUCACAACUAUGAUGAUAAUGGGAAGAGUAUGAGCACUAAAACUAGACUUCUCAUUGAAAAGGAGGUGAAAGGAUUCUUGGAUAGGGCUUACCUGAACGCGAAAUCAAUCCUGACUACUCACAUCAUAGAACUCCAUGCACUAGCUAAUGCCUUGCUUCUGCAAGAAACACUCACAGGAAGUCAGAUCAGUGAUUUACUUGCCAGAGUCGAUAAAAAGCAAAUUCUGCCUUCUUCUGUGGAUGCGUCUCAGCCUGUUCUGAAUGAUUCAAAGAAGAAAAAUGGCAAUCCAA